Molecule: messenger RNA, 765 nt
Organism: Trachymyrmex cornetzi
Lineage: Eukaryota; Metazoa; Arthropoda; Insecta; Hymenoptera; Formicidae
Exons: 1
Coding region: 1-765 (254 amino acids)
Molecular function (GO): zinc ion binding; nucleic acid binding
Source: RefSeq, a predicted model, not a curated record
AUGGAAUCGAAUAAUGCCAUCAAACCGCCCGAACCAUUAAUUGUGAAAAUGGACGGCAUGCCUGAAGCGUGGAAGUUAUGGAUUCAACGAUACGAGUGGUAUGCUAUAGCCGUUCAAAGAAACAUGCAGAAGAAACAUGAAAGUGUUCAAGCGGCGUCACUAAUGACUGCUAUGGGAGCGGACGCAGCUAUUAUAUACAACAGUUUUAAUCUAACAGAGGAAGAAGCCACAAAGACGACGACGAUAAAAGCGAGGUUUGCAGCUCAUUUUGCACCGACACCGUCACAACCGUAUGUACGUUUGCAGUUUAAUAAUUUACGUCAAACAGAAGGUGAGACAUUUGAUUCCUUCUUAACAAAAGCUCGCACACAAAUUAAGGAUUGUGGUUAUAAUCAAUUGGCAGAUGAAUUGUUGCGAGACAAAAUCAUUUUCGGCGUACAGAGUAAAACAUUACAACAACGACUGUUAGAAGAGGACAACCUCACAUUAGAACGUACCGUUGGUAUAUGCAAAGCAUGGGAACGAGCAACAAAGCAAGUGGAACAAGCAUCAGCAAUGUCAAAGCAAGAAAAUGAGGCUGUAAAUGCAAUAAAGGUACACAGAGAAAAAAAUCAACAGCAUGGAAAACAGAAGAAAUGCAUACGCUGUGGACGACUACAUGGGAAGAACAGCUGUCCAGCAAUGAAUAAAACCUGUCUCAAAUGCACAAAGGUAGGGCACUUCGCAAAUAUGUGCCGAACGAAGGAAGGAAAGAAAGAAAGUUAA